AUGACGUGGCUCGCUGCACUCACGAUGUCCGGUGCCUUCGACGACCUUAUCGUCAAGGCGGUUUAUCUGGGUUUCUUGUACCUCGUCAUCAAGUACACGUAUCGGAUGUUCUUAUCUCCUAUUGCCAGUUUCCCCGGGCCGAGGAUUGCUGGCAUUACCAAACUCUACGAAGCUUAUCACGUUCUGCUAAAGAACGACUGGCUGGAGAAUCUUGUCUCGCUCCACGAAAGAUAUGGGCCAGUUGUUAGGAUUGGGCCCAACGAAUUGCACUUUGUCGACAACAAGUUCAACCUCGACCACCAUCGGCGACCCGACCUCUUCAAGUGUAAUAAUUACUACGGUCUUCUCAACAAACUUCUUGGCGGACUGGCUAGCCCUGCGAAACAUGCGCAGAGGGCGGCAGUCAUGCGGCCAAUCUUCUCUGGCCAGACUUUGGCCGAAUACUCCAAGACUUUGGAUAAGCACAUAGAAUCACUUCACUCGCGCCUUGCAGAUGCUGCUUCGGACAAGGGGGUUAUCAACUUGACACAUUACCUAUGGGCUUACACCAACGACGUUAUGAUCUCGUAUCUCACCGAGGAAAACUAUGGGUUUCAGAAGGUCUAUGAUUUGCAAGCCACUCACGAUGCGACACGAGCCUUCAGCGCCAUCGACCUCGCCACCGUACUGAGGUUUGAUUAG
Molecule: messenger RNA, 681 nt
Organism: Colletotrichum fioriniae
Lineage: Eukaryota; Fungi; Ascomycota; Sordariomycetes; Glomerellales; Glomerellaceae
Molecular function (GO): iron ion binding; oxidoreductase activity, acting on paired donors, with incorporation or reduction of molecular oxygen; heme binding
Source: RefSeq, a predicted model, not a curated record